Messenger RNA from Propithecus coquereli (Coquerel's sifaka), 1056 nucleotides. It is a transcript of the gene CMBL, whose product is annotated as carboxymethylenebutenolidase homolog (Pseudomonas). Gene Ontology annotation, molecular function: hydrolase activity. Bases 98 to 835 code for a protein of 245 amino acids. The transcript has 6 exons. The record is from RefSeq and is a predicted model, not a curated record. NCBI's taxonomy places the organism in Eukaryota, Metazoa, Chordata, Mammalia, Primates, Indriidae.
CUCGGGACAAAGUCCGUGCGCGUCCCGGGACGCCAGCGCCCCAGCGUGUGGCAGAGGAGGGCUUCGCCGCGUGCACAGGCUGACUUAGAUAUCUCCAAUGGCUAACGAGGCUUACCCUUGUCCAUGUGACAUCGGCCAUAGGCUAGAAUAUGGAGGGAUGGGGUGUGAAGUUCAAGUCGAGCACAUCAAGGCUUACGUCACCAAGUCCCCUGUUGCCGCAGGCAAAGCUGUGAUUGUCAUUCAGGAUAUAUUUGGCUGGCAGUUGCCCAAUACCAGGUAUAUGGCUGACAUGAUCGCAGGAAAUGGAUACACAACCAUCGUUCCAGACUUCUUUGUAGGGCAGGAGCCGUGGAACCCCUCUGCCGACUGGUCCACCUUCCCCGAGUGGCUGAAAACGAGGAACUCCCAGAAGAUCGAUAAAGAGGUCGAUGCUGUCUUGAGGUACCUGAAACAACAGUGUCAUGCCCAGAAAAUUGGCGUCGUGGGAUUCUGCUGGGGUGGAGCUGCUGUCCACCACUUGAUGAUGAAAUACUCAGAGCUCAGGGCGGGGGUCUCCAUCUACGGCAUCGUCAAGGAUUCUGAAGACAUUUACAGUUUAAAGAACCCCACGUUGUUCAUUUUUGCUGAAAAUGAUUCUGUGAUUCCACUUGAGCAAGUCUCUUUGCUGACCCAGAAGUUGAAGGAACACUGCAAAGUUGCGUAUCAAAUUAAAACAUUUUCUGGGCAAACUCACGGCUUCGUGCAUCGAAAGAGAGAAGACUGUUCACCUGCAGACAAGCCCUACAUUGACGAGGCGAGAAGGAAUUUGCUCGAGUGGCUGAGCAAGUACAUUUAGCAGCAAUCAAGUGCAAACCUUCCUAAAAUUGCCUUCAUCCAAAAACCUGCUUUGAAAUACUAGAUCAUUUGAUUUAAUUGUCACUUUAUAUAAAAUAAAUGUAGAAGCCCUGAAAUUCAUUAUUUCAUCUGAAUCACAAAUUCAGUAGGAAAUGUUAAUGUAUGAAAUAGUUGAAUUUUUAACAUGUACCUCAAAUAAAAAUUUAAAAACUAGGUCGCACU